AUGGUUGUGCUCGAUAUCGAUCGUUGGGUGACGAGACCCGGUACUCCAGCUUGGAUCGGCAGCGGCACGAAAUCUGGGCGGCAAGGAGAGGCUCAGAUCGACAUGAGACUGUGCUGGUUCUGCUUAUUCGGAAUCCUUCACAUAUUCCAGGUCUUAAAGGACAAGCAGAAGCUUGGCUUGAUAUUUGGUCAAUGGUCAUGGAUCAAAUCGGAGAUUCCCUCGGUCCGGUUGUCCUCCCCUAACCGCGGCCCAUUCGUUCGAGAACACAAAACCAACACUCAGCCAAACCAGCACGGAAAGAUGCUCACUGUCACAGAAAUCAUUACUCAAUGUCAAUUCAAGGCUGAGUAUUCCAUCCAUCAAUGA
Fusarium pseudograminearum CS3096 is the source of this 366-nucleotide messenger RNA. RefSeq lists its product as uncharacterized. The transcript is spliced from 4 exons. Bases 1 to 366 code for a protein of 121 amino acids. Lineage: Eukaryota; Fungi; Ascomycota; Sordariomycetes; Hypocreales; Nectriaceae. The record is from RefSeq and is a predicted model, not a curated record.